AUGGUAGAAGGUGGACGAGCGAACAUAUGCAAUUUUUCAGAUGUGAAAGCAGAUGGUGCAGAUGGUGUGGCGAAUGGAAAAGUAGUUGCCGAAGAGAACGGCAAAAAAGAACGAUCUGUCCUACAAGCUAAGCUCACACGACUUGCUAUACAGAUUGGCUAUGCUGGAUCGUUUGUUGCUGGGUGCACUGUACUUAUCCUCGUCAUUCGCUUCUGCAUCUCCCGAUAUGCCAUCGAAGAGAAGUCGUUCUCCCUUGCUGAUUUCCAACACUUCAUCAACUUCCUCAUCAUCGGAGUGACCGUGUUGGUAGUGGCUGUACCAGAAGGAUUACCACUAGCUGUGACAUUGUCUCUUGCUUACUCAGUCAAGAAGGUA
Cylicostephanus goldi is the source of this 375-nucleotide messenger RNA. Lineage: Eukaryota; Metazoa; Nematoda; Chromadorea; Rhabditida; Strongylidae. The record is from the annotation of a GenBank genome assembly.